This is a messenger RNA of Dothidotthia symphoricarpi CBS 119687, 2587 nucleotides long. RefSeq lists its product as uncharacterized. Gene Ontology annotation, biological process: nuclear-transcribed mRNA catabolic process, nonsense-mediated decay; positive regulation of translation. The coding region runs from base 247 to 2130 and encodes 627 amino acids. Gene Ontology annotation, molecular function: mRNA binding. The transcript has 2 exons. NCBI's taxonomy places the organism in Eukaryota, Fungi, Ascomycota, Dothideomycetes, Pleosporales, Dothidotthiaceae. Gene Ontology annotation, cellular component: cytoplasm; nucleolus. The record is from RefSeq and is a predicted model, not a curated record.
GCCCACCACCGUCAUUGCCCGACUUUCUGUCUGCCCGUCGAGAGCAGUCGCGUCCAAUGCGCGCCCCUACAAACACCCGCCGUGCCCCUCCUCCGUCGCUCGACAGCCCUUGAUAAGCCUGGCCGCCCUCGAUAAGCGUGCUGAACCACGGUAUUGUCCCUGUGUCCCACAAUCACACCCACACAAACACUGGUCAACAUCCCGCCCUUCGCGCCUCCACCUCCACCACCACCACCACCGCCCAACAUGCCCCCCCAGGCCGGCAUCAACGGCGUCCUGCCCGUCGCAGUCCUGCAGAAGAACGCCCCCGCGCAACCCCCCCGCGGCCCCAAGGCUGCCCAGCCGCGCCUCAAGCUCAUCUGCCGCCGCCUGCCCCCGGGCAUGACCAGGGCCGAGUUCGAGGCCGUCCUGGGCGACGAGUGGAAGGCCGGCGCGGGCAAGGUCGACUGGCUCAACUACCGCAAGGGCAAGAUCUCCAAAGACGUCGCCAAACCCUCCAAGCCAGCCAGGGCCUACUUCCACGUCACCAAGCAGGACCACGUCAAGCUGCUCGGCGACCACGUCCGCGCCGCCACGUUUCAGGAUGCCGCAAAGUCCUGGCAGGACCCCGCCCUCGUCGGCCCUCCCACGCUCGAAUACGCCCCCUACCCCAAGAUGCCCGGCGGACGGCGGAGGAACGACAACCGACAGGGUACCAUUGACCAGGACCAGGAGUUCAAGGACUUUUUGGAGAGUCUGACGAACCCCAUCAUGAAGCCCGCCGCCCCUGAGAGCGAUGCGCAGAAGGGAGAAAAAGUCAAGACCACGCCUCUGAUCGAAGCGCUGCGAGAGCGCAAGGCAAACAAGGACAAGCCCGUCACCAAAGCUUCCAAGAACGCCCGUGGAGACGCCAAAGACGACCCCGCCGACAAGAAGAUUCUGGCCAAGCCUGGCAAGGAGAACGCGCUCAAUGCAGGAGACAAGAACCGCCGACUCGGCAAGGCUGACAAGACCCAAGCAACCAAAGAGGCAGUCAAGAUCCUGAACAAGGAAGCGUCGUCGAAAGCGGCAGCUGCGAAUAGUGCCACCGACAAGGCCUCUGCCAGUCCCGCCCCAGAGCGCAAGCGCGGCAAUGUUGCACUUGCCAAGUCGAUGCUCCAACGCGACCUCGGCGUUGGCCCUGCUCCCAGCCGUCGACGUGGUACCAAGCGCGAGGUCGCCUCUGCUGUCCCAGAGGCCGGCACUCCGAGCAAGAACACCACGACAUCAGAUCAAAAGACCAAGGAAAACUCUAUCCCGUCGGCACCCUCCACGCCAGCCCCAGAAAAGGCGGCGCAAGCACCUCCCAGGAAGGAACGUCCUACCCGCGCCGAGCGCCGUGCAUUCAAGGCCACCUUGACCGACAAGCCCAACAACAAGGCUGCUCCAGACGACACAAAGACACAGACCCAGACGCCAACCAAGGCUGCAACGGCCCCAGCUCCUCAGAUACUGAAGAAGCCUCAGCCUGCGCAGACUCCCACAGCUCCCAAGGGCCCGGCUGCUACACGAGUUCCACCCACCGAGCCCGCCGCUGCCAGGGCACCUCCCGCUGCCACACACGCACAAGCAACUCCAACAAAGACUGUUCCCGCGCCUCCAGCCCCUUCAGUCAAACCCACUCCAAGGACUACAGCAGCCCCGCCAGUCCCUUCCCCUACCAGCAGACAGUCGUUCCUCAAACACGCCAACCCCUCCCAGGGCAUCACCGAGCCACUCAUUGAGGAGGCCCUGAAGGUUUUUGGAGCCAUUGAGAAGGUGGAGAUUGACAAGCGCAAAGGGUUUGCCUAUGUCGAUUUUGUUGAGCCAGAGGGCUUGCAGAAGGCCAUGGCCGCUAGUCCUAUCAAGAUCGCCCAGGGCGCUGUCCAGGUGCUCGAACGCAAGGAAAAGGUCGCCCGCAAUCCACGGUUCACCGGGCCUCCGACGGGACCUGCUCGUGGUGGUUCAGUUAGUCGCGGUAGCUUCGCACCUCGUGGACGUGGACGCGGCGGUGCGAGGGGUGGCCAUGUCGCAGCCGGUCCGGUCACAGGAGGUGGCGAUUCGGCACCAGCUACGCCCGCAGCAGCUCCCCCUACUCCCGCACCUGCUGCCAGUAGUAUCGCCGCAACCUGAGCUUCGAGUUGAAGUAUCAUCAAGACUCUGCGAACCACGAGUAUGGAACAUGGCGACUUGAAACCAAUUCAGCACGGCGACAUCACGACAUCUCAGAUAUCGAUUACACCGAUAUAUUUAUCAGAUGACAGGUGUCUUGCAUAGCAUUUUGACAGUCUACAUCUACAACAUGCUAUCUGUGGGAGUAUGCAUUACAGAUGGACAUUGCCAUGGGAAUUGGAAGAAGAGGCAUUGAGAGGGUUUUGGGGUAUCGGCAUGGAAGUAUGCGAUAUGAGGUAUGAUAGCUGGGUAUGAUUGUGAGGGUGAGAAGCCAUAUCUUGGGAUAGCUCGACAGGGAAUAUUGACGUAGGUAGUGAUUAAUCAACGAUAUGUAUACUCAUACUUGUGUUGCCAGCUUUGAAGACCUCGUAUAAGACUUGACAACCUCAGCAAGUUGUGCAGGCUUUAAGCUGUAAAC